GUGAGCGUCAGACGGAGUGGACGGGGAGAAGAGAGAGAAGAGAGACAGAAGCGAGACAGAAGCGAGAAGAGUGAGCGAGGAGGCGCUGACUCAAUCCUGCAGCAGUCCAGAGAUGGAAGCGAUGCUGCAAGCCCUGUGCGUCGUCAUCAGCCUCGUCGGAGCCUCCGUCUCUCAAGAUGCCAGUUUGACACCCAGCCCAGCGCCGUCCGCCGCCGCCGCCGUCGUCGUCGCGACCCCCGACCUCAUCCUGUGGAAGAACUCGUCGCUCGCGCUGCUCGAGUGCCGCCUCGUGCCGUCGGGCGACGAGGUGGUGGCUCGCUCGUGGCUCCACAAUGGCUCGAAGAUCCACGGCGACUGGGUGCCGAGCAACUACAUGAACCACACCGUCCGGAGCUUGCUCGAGGCCGGCGCUUACACCUGCUACUUCGGUGGCAAACACAACUCCUGGAACGCAACCGUUCUGGUCAAAGCCGCCCCCCAGUUCGAGGCGGUGUCGGGGGUGGGCAAGAAGGAGCACAAGAAGGAGCACAAGAAGGAGCACAAGGACCACAAGAAGGAGCGCAAGCUGUCGGCGUACAUCGGCCACAAGGCCGUGAUCAGCUGCCACCUGGCCUUCGAAGGCUUCCCGGCCCCGACCUGGACCUGGUUCAAGCAGUCUGCGGAUAAGAAGACGCUCACGCCGCUGGACGCGAACGACACGGAGGGCGAGAGCGGCGCGAGGACACAGCGCGUGAUCGCCGCGGUCUCGCGCGAGGACGAGGGCGAGUACCUGUGCCUCGCCAGCAACAACGCCGGCUCCAGCAACGACACCGUCACCUUCAAGGUCCACGACCUGCGUGACGCGGUAUGGCCCUUCCUGGGUAUCGCCGCCGAGGUGGUCGUUCUCAUCGUCAUCAUCUUCGCCUGCGAGAAGAUGGGGCGCAAGAAGGCGACGGCCACCCCUAUCGAGGAUGACGGAACGAUGGCACUGAAGGGCGCAGCAGAGAAUCGCCACCCCGGCACGGAGGCCGUCAGGCAGAGGAACAGCAAGUAGACCGCCGUGCCUGACCGCACUCCACACGACUGGAGGGCGUCCCGGUGGGAGAUGGAGGGUGCGGAAGCGGAAGCGGACACCGGUCGUUCUUCGCCUACUAAGUGCAUAGUCUUCCCGACAUCAUCAUCAUCGUCGUCGUCAUCGUCGUCGUCAUCAACCGUGGCCUAUCCGCUGCUAGAGACGAAGGGUCUCCUCCCCGUGCCGCCGUCACAAUCUCCCGUCGCGUCGAUGUUUCCGCCGCCCGUUUUUUCCCCCGCGUGCGCGCGCCCAUUUCAUGGUUGGGGCCUCCGCUGCGGUCGCCCUCCGAGGGCGCUGUUUUUCGUCCCGUCUCGUCCGUCGGCCCGCCAUCCCAUCGCAGUUGACGCGUCCUGCCCAAGCCCGCUUGUUUUCCCCACCGGCCCGUGCGACGUUUGUCGCCCUUGGCCCCGCGCGUCCGAUUAGCCCGGUUGGCCACGUACGGUGCGAAAGAAGUUGAACAUGCGUACAUUGCGUGCGAGCGUUCACAGCAGCCACCUCCGCUACCUCUCCGUCUCUCGCUGUCAAUCCCGAGCGUGCGCCUCACUGCUUUGCACACUUUUCAGCUCCCGCUUGUUUUUUUUUUUUCUGUCCGUGUCCCUCUGCGUCCGAUCGGACGCAGAGGGACACGGAUAGCACUGAGGAACGGAAACUCCAGGUUGCUGACAGGACAAGAAUGUAUGAGGGACGCGUCUUCUUGGAAUGUUGUGUUUGUCAAAGCGCAGGGCAUUACCAUCCUGCAAAUACGUACACACACAAACACAAACACACGUACCACUCGUCAUUUACAUGUCAUCAUCGGCCAUGGUCAGUCCACUGCUGGAUGAAGGCCUAUCCACGCCGUCUGCAUCCGUCAUGUUUUCGCGACGUCGCAAUCCAUCUCGAGCUGAUCUUGUCAUUCCAUCUCCGCUUUGGGCGUCCUCGCCAGCAAUUAUGGACCUGGCUGGAAGGUGGGGAGGGGAGGCUUUCACCCCCAUUGGUGGCGAUUGUGAAAAUUCCACAUUCCUAUGACCGGGGUCAGCCCACCGAAAAUACAACGACGGUUAACUUACCCGCAAAGCGGUACUGAUUUUAACCGCCCUGGAGGGAUGAUGACCGAUGCAAUGAAAUGAAUACCAGCCAGGUCUUAAACAAUGUGUGCGUAGUAGAUGCAUUUAAAAUAGAGCCCCCGUAGCCUUAUAGAGUACUGGGGGGUAAGUGUUGUUAGCGCGCACCAACCAAUCACUGCCAGCAGGGCGCUCGAGCGCCUGGUGUGGCAACAAUCACGCCCCACCGCCUUUGUCUUCCCAUUUAUGGUGCUUGCUCAUUUGAGGCUGAGUCGACCUAGAGGAUAUUCGUCACCGACGUUGGCCGGGUUGGUAGCGCAGCGCGCUAACCGCUGCGUCACCGCUCCCCAGCGCACACAGAUAGAGGCGUCACGUACGCACGCGCGCACACUUGCACUGCUGCGCAGGCAAUUGUAGAAAAAAAAAGUCAUAUAUUUACAGUCGCAAGUAUAUAGCAAUGAGAAUAGUUGUAGAAAAAAGCACGCGUCGGAUAACUAUGCAUUGUUUUACGGGAUAAAUUAUACGAGCGGCUGUGUAACUUCGGGAUUCGCCACCAAUCCUGCAAUUCGUAAUGAGUUUCUUUUCGGGUCUCAGUGUCUCACAAUAACCCUCCACCACCCUGCGGCAGGGCCAGCCGAAUCAAGUUGCCGCGUGGGGCGAAGGGCGUCGCUUGGCGCGGUUUAUCGGCGAGUCGGGCGAGUGUUGGAUGAAGGCCAAAAGCCAAAAUAUUAACGAUUUGGUUGGAGGUUACGCCCAGCAGAAGCUCAGCCAGCUUCCGCUAGCACCGGCGAUGCUGGCUGUCAUCUCCAGCGAAGCGUCUUAUUUUAUGUGUACAUAAAAAUUGUCGAAAUGUUGUUCGCCUUUCAACGACGCUCCGGUUUUGCUGAUAAACCGAAUCGAUUGGUUGUGUCGCCGGCUGGUGGUGCGGUGCAGAUAACAGUGGGCGCACGGUGGCGAGGAGAUGUUAACUAACUCGCCUGGUAUACAGGAGGUCGUGGGUUCGAUCCCGACCCUGACGCCUGCUGUAUAUUUGGAGUUUGCGUGUCUCUCUCUCACGAUGGUCGCGUGGAUAUUUCUCCGGGUCCUCCGGUUUGUCCCUCCACAUUUAGGAUGAACAUGCUUUUAUAGGUUAUUUGGUUGCUAUAAAUGUCCACGCGAUGAUUAGCCACUUCGUUGAGCUAUCUUUGUGAUAGCCAGGUCGCUUCUGAAAAAGAGCUUUAUCGCUCAGUGGGCCUUCAUCUGGCAAUAUAAAAUAUAUUUUUUAAAUAGCUUGGUUAUGUUGGGGCCUUUUGGGUUUGGGAGUGAGUGCUCAGCCUGGCCCUGUUUGCUGUUCAACUGUUAUGUACCAAUUUUAAAACAUGAAAAUGUGUUUAAAAAAAAUGAAGCCACGUGCUGUUUCCGCUUCCAGUAGUGCUGUUUGUUGCUGGCUGCCUGCCUGGGGUAGCGAGAUUAUGGUGGCAGCUCAGUCACCACUCGCUGCUGAAAAUCCCAAAUAAAUGUAACAUUCGCUUGCGCAACUGGUGAAAUGUUAGCUCUGAGAAUAAAAAAAUGACAUCAGUUUGACCGUCGUGCGACGAAAAUAUCUGUCACAAGUGUACGGGGGGGGGGAGGGUGGGGAUAGUGCUGCCCGCGACUGUGCCUGUGGAACAGAGGAGACUUCAAGAAGAGGAAAAAUAAUAAGGCAUCUCGGAGGUAGCUCUGUGAUCUCCACGUCUCCAGGGGCCGUUCUCGAAUAACGCCCAAGGGUUUGCACUGCUGCGUGACAGGGAUCCGAAUGCCCACUCUGAUUUUAAAUUUGUUAGGAAACCUGAAAUGUCGUUUUAGAAACUUGUUUGCCAAGUCUUAAAGUAUCACCCACCCCACGUCCAAGUACCCGAUUAGUGCAGCAAUGAUGCUUGCGCGUGACGGGAUUCGUGUAUCGCCUUCGGGGCCGUUUGGAGAGUCGUGCGCCUCGCGUGGCCAGGGGGCCGCCGUGAGACGAGGUCGCGUGUCGCGUUCGGUCCACGAGACCGUAGCUUCCUUUAUUUUUUUUUGUAUCACCGAUUGAAACGAUCCCUACAGGUUACAGUGGAGCACCGCUCUCUUCGCUUGCACGAUGGCAGUAGCAGAAGCAGCAGCAGCAGCAGUGUGUUCAGGAAUCAAAUGCCAAUGUCGAGUUCUUCCAGCCACGACGAGAGGGCUUCAGGAGAGAGAGAGAGUCCGUUGCCGCCUUGUUUAUUCCUCCAAUUUGAAUGAGCGCAGACUUCAGCGGUUCACGAUAUGCUCCAUAUCAUUAAUGCACUGGAAUACAAUUGCUCUUUGUCGUCCAUCGUACUUGUGUCGCAUAUGAAUGUAUUCUAACAACGGUGAUAGCGAUGUCCGGUGUCUUGUGUGUUGCAAAAAUAAAAUAGUACGUCCCAUGUGA
Petromyzon marinus (sea lamprey) is the source of this 4498-nucleotide messenger RNA. RefSeq names its product basigin-like. The record is from RefSeq and is a predicted model, not a curated record. NCBI's taxonomy places the organism in Eukaryota, Metazoa, Chordata, Hyperoartia, Petromyzontiformes, Petromyzontidae.